ACACAGGCUGAAAUCUCACUGUUGUUUUUAAAAAAAAAAUUAUUUCUCAUCUUUAAGCUUAUUAUUAACGGUCGAAGUUAUGCAAACGUGGAGUCUCGUAUCAAUCUGCGUGUUGCUUGGCGUUGCUGUGAGAUGGGGCGUUUCGUUAAAUUCAUAUUCAGGGGCGGGGAAACCUCCCAUGUUCGGCGACUAUGAAGCUCAAAGGCAUUGGCAAGAAGUGACCUACAACCUCCCUCUCCAGGAAUGGUACUUUAACACCACUGAGAAUGACUUGAACUACUGGGGUCUUGACUACCCUCCUCUGACAGCCUACCACAGCCUGAUCUGUGCUUACGCAGCCAAGAUGAUAAACCCUGAAUGGGUUGAGCUCCACCGAUCCAGAGGUUAUGAAAGUCCAGCGCACAAGUUGUUUAUGAGAGCUACAGUCCUGGUGGCAGAUUUGUUGAUAUACAUCCCUGCUGUGGUUUUAUACUGUUUAUAUCUCACUGAUGGAUCCUAUAAAAAGAAGGUUUCCGCUGUGUUCUGCUUCCUUCUGUACCCAGGCCUUAUUCUCAUUGACUAUGGGCAUUUCCAGUACAAUGGAGUGAGUCUCGGCUUUGCUCUGUGGGGAAUUCUGGCUCUGGGUCUGGGCUGGGAUGCAUUGGGCUCUGUAGCCUUUUGCCUGGCUCUCAACUACAAACAGAUGGAGCUGUACCAUGCUCUGCCCUUCUUCUGCUACUUGCUGGGGAAGAGUGUGAAACUGGGCCUGAUGGGGCGAGGGCUUUUCCUGUUGGUGAGAAUUGCUUCAACAGUGUUGGUGACUUUUGCCCUCUGCUGGCUGCCCUUCCUGUCUGACCCCGGUCACGCCUUGCAGGUGGUCAGGAGGAUCUUUCCCGUGGCUCGCGGUCUGUUUGAGGAUAAGGUGGCUAACGCAUGGUGCAGCUUGAACAUCCUGAUAAAGAUCAGAUCCAUUCUGUCCAGUGACUCCCAGAUCUACCUCAGUUUGGCCUGCACUCUCCUGGCAGCCCUACCCUCCUGCAUCAGACUUCUGACCAAGCCCACCUUCUGGCAGUUUAAACUGGCCCUGGUCAAUUCAUCUCUGGCAUUUUUCCUCUUCUCCUAUCAAGUCCACGAGAAGUCCAUCCUUUUGGCUGCCUUGCCUGCCUGCCUCCUGCUCAAUGACCUCCCCUUAAUGGCUAUUUGGUUCCUGCAGGCCUCUACGUUCAGCAUGCUGCCACUGUUCCUGAAGGACGGUCUGCUGGUGCCCUAUGUUGUGACUUCGCUGGGCUUCCUCUUCUUCAGCAUCUAUCUACUGUCUGCACUGGAGCACUGUUCAGAGGAAGAGCUGAGACUGGGAGCCUACCACAAGCUGUUUUUCUGGCUACCCAAACUGGACCUGGCCUGGAUUGUAAAAUGGAAGUUCUACAUCAGCGUAGCAGUCAUGGCUGCUCUGAGCAUCGUGUCUAUUGCUCUCGUUCCUCCACCAAAUCUACCUGACUUGUUCCCUGUGUUGGUGUCCAUGGCUGCUUUCGCGCACUUCUUUGGAACAUUUAUAUAUUUCAACGUUGUCCAGUUCAGCGAGCCACCCAGCAGAAAGAGCCAGAAGAAGAACAACUGAAUGGUGUCAAAUUCAGCCAUAUGCACAGCAAGAGACUUCUCAGUUAAUUUUGCUUCAAGGAAGCCAGUGUUACACCAUGGGGCAUGUUAAUGUGCAUGAAGGCUUCACUCAUGGCAUUGUGUCGCCAAUGCAAGAAGCACAAAUGUAGCUUCAAUAAUGAUCAAAAGAAAAUUUAUUGGCAACUUUUUGGAUGAUCAAUUAAUCAUCAGUGUACAUUUUCAAGCAAAAAACGCCAAACAUUUGAUGGAUCGAGCUUCUCAAAUAUGAACAUUUUCUGCAUUUUCUCUAUUUGCAUUAUAGUAAAUUGGAUUUUUGGGGUUUUAGGCUGUUGCUUGGACAAAACAAAAUAUUUUACAAUAUUUGUCUUACCUUUUCUAGAACAAAUGAUUAAUCAAGAAGAUAAUUUGCAGAUUAAUUGUUGAGAAAAGCAAUUGUUAGUUGCAGCCCUACAUAGAUGUUUAUUAUAAGGGAUAUUGUGGGAUGAAAAAUCAUUACAUUUAACAUAGGGAGGCAGGGGAGCUAUGACAUUAAGUCAUCAGGCUAGUGAUAUUUUUCCAGUUUGGACCAAAUCAAUUCUUGCGAUCAGUGAACCAAUUACUGGACCAGUAAUACUCAAAUUUUCAAACUACACGAUUGCUGGCUAAUCUCAUAAGUAGAAGUGCACAAGCGGUGUGCAGCCUGCACAUUUGACCUUAGAUAGCUCUGUGCCUGUAUGUUUAAGCAACACGGGGUGGUCACAAUAAUAGGAACACCUGUUGUAAUGUUAUGUAAAUGUUAAGACCCAGGGAGAGGUGUUGAUUUAAUUUUGUGGUAACUUUUAAAGCCAUAGUUGGUGAUGGUGCUUGACUUAAUGGUAUAGUAAGGUGUUCUUGUUAUUUUGUCCCCUCCCAGUACCUCUUUUGGUUGUUGUGAUUAAAAGACAAUAGGACUGGACUCAGGUGUAAGUGUUGAACAUUAUUCAUGCAAACUUUUUUUUUAAACGUUUUCUACUGUGUAUAUUUUUAUCCAUCAUUGAAGUUCUUUUGUACAAACUUAGUUUUUGUGAAAAUAAAUAAAA
Centropristis striata (black sea bass) is the source of this 2654-nucleotide messenger RNA. RefSeq names its product ALG6 alpha-1,3-glucosyltransferase (gene alg6). Gene Ontology annotation, biological process: protein N-linked glycosylation. The record is from RefSeq and is a predicted model, not a curated record. Gene Ontology annotation, molecular function: dolichyl pyrophosphate Man9GlcNAc2 alpha-1,3-glucosyltransferase activity. The coding region runs from base 80 to 1597 and encodes 505 amino acids. NCBI's taxonomy places the organism in Eukaryota, Metazoa, Chordata, Actinopteri, Perciformes, Serranidae. The transcript is spliced from 14 exons. Gene Ontology annotation, cellular component: endoplasmic reticulum membrane.